Messenger RNA from Aedes albopictus (Asian tiger mosquito), 1618 nucleotides. Its product is annotated as DNA repair protein XRCC3. Gene Ontology annotation, cellular component: replication fork; Rad51C-XRCC3 complex. Lineage: Eukaryota; Metazoa; Arthropoda; Insecta; Diptera; Culicidae. The transcript has 3 exons. The coding region runs from base 86 to 886 and encodes 266 amino acids. Gene Ontology annotation, molecular function: ATP binding; ATP-dependent DNA damage sensor activity; four-way junction DNA binding. Gene Ontology annotation, biological process: double-strand break repair via synthesis-dependent strand annealing; t-circle formation; telomere maintenance via recombination. The record is from RefSeq and is a predicted model, not a curated record.
GUGGGCCUUGUGGGUGGUUCGGUUGGGUCGACCGAGAGCAUAAAUAAUUGUAAACAAAACAUAAAUUCACGUCGCGUGAAACAAGAUGAAUGUUGAUUCCGAUGAAACGAAACCUUUUACGUUUGCAACCGCUCAACAAUCACUGAAGGAGAAUCACCAACGUUGGCGCAAAAUAAAGUUCAGCGUAGAUGGGUUGGAUCAACUGGCGGGUGGCGGUAUCAGCUCACGUGGCAUAGUGGAAAUUGCCGGUGAACCUGGCUCGGGAAAAACACAACUAUGUCUACAUCUGGCACUGGUUUGCCAGAUGCAAUGUGAUACUCCCAGAGGGAUUGUCUAUAUUAGCACCGAACAUCCGUUCCCAUCGAAGCGGUUGGUGCAAAUGGAACAAGCAAUGAAGCGGAGCCUGGGACUAACGGGUGACAGCAAAAAGUUCACGGAUAACAUAUUCGUAGAACAUCUGAAUACGGCGCCCGCCUUGGAGGAAUGCAUUACGCAAAGACUGCCCAUUCUGCUGGAAAACAACCCGAUAACAUUACUAAUAAUCGAUUCCAUAACGGCAGCGUACACCGAAGAGCAAAACUUCGUGGACCGCGCCCAUUCGUUUCGGCGGGUGGUCAACGGGCUGCACUCCCUUCAGGAUAGAUUCGAUUUCGCGAUCGUUUGCACCAACCAGGUACGAUCCGUCGUAGACAGUUCCACACUGGACGAUGAACGAAUAGUUCCCGCCAUGGGACUAGCCUGGGGUUCGCUGGUGCACACGAGGUUUCAACUAAGUAGGGUUCCCGGGAGUAGCGAACGAAGAUGUCAACUGUUGUUCUGUCCGACUGCUGCACCGGGACGGAGCAGCUUCGUGAUAACCGAAGCGGGUAUUUCGGAUUUUGUGUAGUAUGUGUAACAUGUCGGCUAGAUUCACAGUGUUUGUUUUAAUUGUACAUUUAAAAUAUAGAAUUUUACACGUAUUCCGCCGUAUCAGUUUUUUUUUGAUUCACUAUUCUAUAAUGAUUGAUUGUUUUUUUUUCUUCCUAAUAAAUAUGCUAUUUUUGUUCAAUUAUAUCGCCUAUUCUAACGGUUUUCCUGUCCAACGUGUGGUUUUCAUAUUGAUCUUUUUUUGUUUGCUAUUUGAUUUGCUUCUACGUUUUUGUUUUUUCUGUUUUCUCUUCUUAUGUUAUCCAUUCCAGUUGAAAUCACAAAAUAUCACAAAUAGAAGCUAAAAGUACUAAAUGCCCGUUUUCUGUUCUGUUUUGUAAAAUAGUAACAAAUAAUUAGUACUUUUUGAUGCGUUUUUAUUAGAUAUUAGGAUAUCAGGAAACGAACGGUGGGAAGGGCAUGAUGCGUUUCUUUUUAAGUCGGUAAAAUUUAGGUCUAGUGUAGGUUCGUUUACGUCUGUUGUCAUUGUCAAUGUCUGUUCAUUGGGAUUUAAAAUUCUUAAAAAAGGGGUCUGGUACGUUUGGCAUAAUGCCAUUUGGCAUAACGGACACUUUCCAUAAAUGACAUUUGGCAUACAUGACGUUUGGCAUAAUGGACAUUUGACAUAAAAUGAUUUCACUUCUUCUUCUUCUUGGCGUAACGUCCUCACUGGGACAAAGCCUGCUUCUCAGCUUGUUCUAUGAGCACUUCC